Molecule: messenger RNA, 1620 nt
Organism: Penicillium roqueforti
Lineage: Eukaryota; Fungi; Ascomycota; Eurotiomycetes; Eurotiales; Aspergillaceae
Product: DNA-directed DNA polymerase delta subunit POL31
Exons: 5
Coding region: 1-1620 (539 amino acids)
Biological process (GO): DNA replication; DNA strand elongation involved in DNA replication
Cellular component (GO): delta DNA polymerase complex
Molecular function (GO): DNA binding
Source: RefSeq, a predicted model, not a curated record
AUGGUACCGGACGCCGAGGAUUACACUUUCUUGUGUCCCCCCAGCGAGGAGGAACAGGAACAAGAGCCAAUUUACCGCAAUCACUCCUAUUACGGUCCUGGUUAUACCUUCCACCUACCAGCUGGCGCAGGACGACACUAUCAGCAGCAAUAUGACGACAUGUACUUUUUGCGACUCGCAAAGUUGAAACCUGCCGUCGAACAAGUCGCGACGGAUGCGUGGGAUGGCCUCAUUAUCGCUGGAGAGAAGGUGCGACGUGUCGACCGAGUCCUCGAUGUCCGACAAGGCGAGCUGUGUUGGGUGGCCGGCACCGUAUAUAUGCAUUUGCCAAUGAAGCCGAAUAUUUUGGAUGAUCUCAACCAAGAGAACUUCACUUCUGCGCCCCCUCCCCGCCUCACCUACACCGACCCUUCAGACCCCUCUUUGACCCAAAUUAUGAUGGAAGAUGAGUCUGGCCGCUUACGGCUCACCGGAAAAUUCCUGCAGUCUACACAGCUGGCGACAGGUGCAAUUAUCGCGGCUUUGGGCACUGAAAAUGCGGAUGGAGAUUUCGAGGUUAUUGAUAUCAAGCUUCCGGAUUUGGCUCCGCAGCUUCAACGAUGGGGGGGCAAUGCUCCACUUGCUGGAAAGGAACACGGCAAAAUCGCCUUCGUUAGUGGCCUGGAAAUCACAGGAACAUCAAGCGACACGCUUGCUUUGGAGCUAUUGACGGAUUAUCUUCUGGGCUACACGGGAUUCUCGGGGAACGCCGAAAACAGUCCUUCCUUGGGCUCAUCUAAAAUCUCCCGCUUGAUCAUCGCAGGUAAUUCAAUUGGAGCCAACAUAAUUGAAGAUGUGGCGGUGACAAGCUUCGGCGAUGCUGAGGCAGAGGAAGCCCAGCCAAGAAAGUAUGGCUAUGACUGCUCUGCAUACAAUGCCGCGCCUAUCACAGAACUCGAUAACUUUCUAGCGGAGAUUUUGCCCAGCAUUCCUAUCACACUCAUGCCGGGCGAAAAAGAUCCUGCGAACUUCUCUCUCCCUCAACAGGGGAUCCAUCGUACUAUGUUCCCUCAGGCAAGAGAAUAUUCCGCACCUCCUGUCAGAGGGGAUGAAAAGCCUGAGGUGAGCUGGUUCGACAGUGUCACGAACCCAUGGGACGGCGACGUGGAAGGCUGGCGAGUAUGGGGAUGCAGCGGUCAGAAUGUUGACGAUGUUCUGCGGUAUAUCCCUAUUGAGGGUGAUGAUAGCAGCCCAGAAAAGGAGACAGAUUCGAAUGCUCGGAUGCGAAUCAUGGAAGCUAUGCUUCGUUGGCGCUGCGGUGUUCCCACUGCGCCGGACACAAUUUGGUCAUAUCCAUACCAAUCCGAGGAGCCAUAUGUCAUCGAGUCCUGUCCUCAUAUUUUUUUCGCUGGCAAUCAACCACAGUUCAAGACUACCACGAUUGAAGGUGGCGUCCCUCCCCGCCUAGAUGGCGACACUGAAAUGACGGGUGCCGCUGAUUCCUCUGAUACAGCCCGUGUUCGGCUGUUGGCACUUCCCAAAUUCAGCGAAACUGGGGAGUUAAUUCUGGUUGAUACCGAAACGCUAGAGGUCGAGGUGGUCCGGUUUGGAGUUUUCAACGGUCAGGAAGAACAAAAAUAA